Molecule: messenger RNA, 1281 nt
Organism: Colletotrichum lupini
Lineage: Eukaryota; Fungi; Ascomycota; Sordariomycetes; Glomerellales; Glomerellaceae
Exons: 7
Coding region: 1-1281 (426 amino acids)
Biological process (GO): polysaccharide catabolic process
Molecular function (GO): cellulase activity
Source: RefSeq, a predicted model, not a curated record
AUGCCUUUCCUCGGCUUCCGCUGGGUCGUCAACUUCGUGUUGCUGGCCGUCCCCAUCGGAGCGACUCUCGGUAUCCUCAUUGGAAUCGACGCUGGCAGGAGUUCAAACGGACAAUCGCCAAUUUUCACCGAGCCUGACAACCCGGGCACGACACCAAAGAACAAUGGCAUCACGGCAAUGGUAUCAUGCGACAAGGCAAUGGGUCUUCACCCUCUGUCCAAGGGUCAGGAGUACACACUCUUUCGCGAUGUCUUCAUCGUCGCCUGUCUCCUCCACGGGAACCUGCCUCUCCGCAACAUGCGGCGGUACGGGCCGAACACCACGAUGCAGUCAAGCCUCUCCCGUUGCGGAUGCUCUGCGCGCUGUCUGUCUCUAUGUCAUCUGAACUAUCUUGCGUUUUUCUUUGGGAACAACACGGACUCCCGUGUUUUAUUUGUUUUGACUUUUGCUCCCUUGAAAUGCGAAACCUGUCUGGGCGGGCGCAACCUGGCCGUCCGGUCCAUGAACCCGAACCAGUGGGGUUGGACAGAAGGCACAGAUGGUCUCUUGUGUAUGAAUGGCCAAGCCUUCCACUGCAGCUUCAACCUAACCCGUCGCUCCCCGUCUCAGGUUACCACAUUCAACAACCAGACAUACGAUACCGGCUUCAGCGCCCCCGAGUUCUACGUCACAUGGCGCUACCCCCGUGGCCCCGAGACGCAGCCCGUCCACGCUUUCCCCAACAUCAAGGUCGACGGCAGCUCUCUCCCGGUCUCCAUUCCCAAGCUCUCAAACAUUAACGUAGAUGUCGAGUGGUCCUACUCUGUCGGCAACUAUACCACCGAUGGCGCAGCUGCGACGAACACCGACGAGACUGAGCUUACCGACAAUGACACCAACACCAACGUCGCCAUCGAUAUGUUCUUGGACGACGACAAGACCUCGGCGCAAGACAGUACCAAGGCGAAGUACGAAGUGAUGGUGUGGUUUGGCACAUUUGGCGCAGCGACACAGCCCAUCGGUUACCAAAAUGGCGCCGGCGCACUUACCACAGAGACGAUCAACGGAACCACAUUUUUGAGCCAAUACGUCUUGACCUGGAAGGCCACGGCAACGAUCGAGCACUUUGUCGGCGAUCUCGCCCCCCUUCUGACGAAGCUUACCACCAUGACCAACGCCAACUUCCCUACGACCUCGACAUAUCUCGGCUACAUGGGUCUUGGUUCCGAAGCGCUCUCAGCCACCAACGUUGUCACGUUCCGCGUACCGACCCUAUCGAUGGAGAUCAAGGCAUCAUCAUAA